Etheostoma cragini (Arkansas darter) is the source of this 3247-nucleotide messenger RNA. RefSeq names its product mitogen-activated protein kinase 14b (gene mapk14b). Gene Ontology annotation, biological process: intracellular signal transduction; protein phosphorylation. Gene Ontology annotation, molecular function: ATP binding; MAP kinase activity. The transcript has 13 exons. Bases 59 to 1357 code for a protein of 432 amino acids. The record is from RefSeq and is a predicted model, not a curated record. Gene Ontology annotation, cellular component: cytoplasm; nucleus. NCBI's taxonomy places the organism in Eukaryota, Metazoa, Chordata, Actinopteri, Perciformes, Percidae.
GAGAUGUACGCGUUCACGUUUCCGCGCGCCCAGCAGCAAAGCGAAACAUGAGCGAGACAUGAGCGACAAGCAAAGAGCAGUGCGAAAAAUUCAGCGAAAGCUAGUCCAGGCAGAGACUCAGCGUGUUUUGUGGAGGAAGUUGUCUCCAAGCGCCCCGACGUGCACUGAGAAUUUAGGGAGCAGCACGUCGUGCCGCACGGUCAGGAGAGGAGAGAGGGCAGAAGUUUCCGCUGGCUUGUUUUGUCGCUGCGCGGCUGGUAAAUCCGCAGGAAUGUCGCAGAAGGAAAGACCCACUUUCUACCGACAGGAGCUCAACAAAACCGUGUGGGAGGUCCCGGAGCGGUACCAGAACUUGUCUCCCGUCGGCUCCGGUGCUUACGGAUCCGUAUGUUCUGUGUAUGAUGUGAAGACAGGUCUGAAGAUAGCGGUUAAGAAGUUGUCCAGACCCUUCCAGUCCAUCAUCCAUGCGAAGAGAACCUACAGAGAGCUGCGGCUGCUCAAACACAUGAAGCACGAGAAUGUGAUUGGUCUAUUAGACGUUUUCACACCAGCAACAAGCUUAGAAGAGUUCAAUGAUGUGUACUUAGUGACCCACCUAAUGGGUGCAGACCUCAACAACAUCGUUAAGUGUCAAAAGCUGACUGAUGACCACGUCCAGUUCCUCAUCUACCAGAUUCUCAGAGGCUUAAAGUACAUUCAUUCUGCAGAUAUCAUCCACAGAGACUUGAAGCCCAGUAAUCUGGCUGUGAAUGAAGACUGUGAGCUCAAGAUCCUGGAUUUUGGUUUGGCACGGCACACAGAUGAUGAGAUGACGGGCUACGUAGCCACCCGGUGGUACCGAGCCCCAGAGAUCAUGCUUAACUGGAUGCACUACAACAUGACAGUGGAUAUCUGGUCGGUGGGCUGCAUCAUGGCCGAACUACUUACUGGACAGACGCUCUUCCCUGGUACAGACCACAUUGAUCAGUUGAAGCUUAUAAUGAUGCUCGUCGGAACCCCAGGGCCUGAGCUCUUGAUGAAAAUCUCUUCGGAGUCUGCGAGGAACUACAUUAACUCACUUCCCCACAUGCCCAAGAGGAACUUUGCUGAUGUAUUUAUUGGUGCCAACCCUCUUGCGGUGGACUUGCUGGAGAAAAUGCUGGUGCUGGACACAGACAAACGGAUCACGGCAUCUGAAGCUCUGGCCCACCCGUACUUUGCCCAGUACCACGAUCCAGACGACGAGCCCGAAGCGGAGCCUUACGACCAGAGCUUUGAAAGCCGCGAGCUGGAAAUUGAGGAAUGGAAGAGGUUAACCUAUGAGGAGGUAGUCAGUUUCGAGCCGCCGUCGUUUGACGGAGACGAGAUGGAAUCCUGAGGAGGAGGCAUCCUUUCUUCCAUCUUUUUGUUUUCCAAGAAACACUCUUUAAGGACUAUCAGUCUCUUGUGACUAUCCACCACUUUCUAAACACACACACACACACAAAACCAUGACAUUCAAGUGCCUGCCAUCAUUCAUCUCCGGGGGACGUUGUUUAAUCAGAGAUAAGACAUCCUGUUCCUUCUGUCCCCCACUUUGCUGUUUUGUUACUCUGCAUCCCAAGGCGCCAAGGUAGACUUUAAAUUGUCCUUAUAUAUAUUUUAGUGAGCUUCAAACUGCGGUAUGUCCAAAGUUUCUUUUCUCCACACAUUCAAAUGAAAUGUUAUUUCAAUCAUCAUAUAAAACUGUUUAAAUAUAACAGUAUUUGUACAUAAGUACUUCGCUCAAACCAUUUACCGUAAUAGUCAUUACAGCUGAGUCACACCUCAGCCAACACCUUUGACAGUAUGAAUUUUCUUACUAGAGUUUAGCCUAAAAUGACAUAUACAAAUAUUAUGUAUGGGAUAGGAUAGAAUAUAAAAUAUUUACCUCUACAAAUUCAAGGCUUCAUAUUUUGUAAUGUUAGAUUUGAAGGCUUACAGUGUCACUUUUCUAACCAAAAUAUGAGUAUGGAGACUCAGCUUAUGUAUCCAUUUCACCUGCUGAACAUUAGUUUUUACUCUUUUCUCCAUAACAAUUAUUCUUUUAGCACUUCAGUUCUGUUUUUAAAAAGAAUGUUACAGUCCCCAUUAUCACAAUCUACACUUUUGCAUGAUAAAGCCAUAUUGGGCUUAUUUGUUAUUGAAAUGUGAUGUUUACCACCAUAACACCAACUGACUAUGUACUUUAAUCAUUGCAUUUAUAAAACACAGUUCUGUUAAUGUUUAUUGAAUGUUGGGGGCACCAGUCUGUCCUGUAUUUAUGAUCUUUUGUUGUUUUGUAUAUUGAUGUAAAAGAGAAUAUUAUUUGUCAGAAUUUAAGGUUCUUUUUAUUAUUUAUGGAAAGCAUACUGUAUCAGAAACCAAAUGUAUCUUCAAUAAUCUCAAACGUCCGAUAAGUCGCAAUAACAGCAGCUUGUGUAUCAGAGCCAACGAUAUUAUUAAAAUGUUGCAGACAACCAUAUAGUUUUAAUCAGUUUCAUCAACUAGUUAUUUUUGGAGUUGUUUCAGUUCUUUUUUUUUUUCUUUCUUUUUUUUAAGCCAUUCUUAAGCAUUUCUUUAUUUUCCUUGAGCUACUUCCAUCCAAAAGUAUUCUAAUUCUCAUAAGAAAUUCCCCCCAAAAAAAGUAUUACAACUACGUCCACAUUUUGUAUUAACAUACAAACCACUAAACAGUAGUACCCUAGUUGUGAAGAGAACUUUAAACAUGUAUUGAAAAAAUACAUUAAAAUAAAAUAUUUUAGGAGUCAAAUUACCUUGUGACAUACAAGCUAUAUCCAUGGUUCCUCUAGCUAAUGUCAAACAUCAGUGUCUUCACAAUUUCAUGUGCAACAGCUAGUUUUCAUGUGCUUUUUUUUCUUUUUGUGUUAAAUCAAGAUUGGAUGUUAUUCUGUGAUGAUUUUAAUAUUGAUAUUUCUUUUUUGGCGUAAUACUAGAAUAAGUCAUUCAUUUGAAUUAUUUAGCAGGGCACAUGUUUGUGGAAAGAGUGUAAGUUUACUCACUGGAUGUUGAAGGGCAAUGCUGAAGCUUCAUUCUUUGUAGUUUUAAAACUACUGCAUACAUUAGAUAGGAUAUUUAUCUUUUUCCAUAUCCAAAUGUCAGUAGUUAAUUUGGUUAUUGGUUCUGCUUUCUUUUCCUGAGAUGUGUUCAUAUCUUUUUACUAUGUGCUUUUACCACAUGUACCAAGACAGCACGCCAUCUGUAAAUACCACCAUUAGGAAAUAAAGGCUACUAUUUUUCAAACCUGUAA